Molecule: messenger RNA, 1598 nt
Organism: Adineta steineri
Lineage: Eukaryota; Metazoa; Rotifera; Eurotatoria; Adinetida; Adinetidae
Source: the annotation of a GenBank genome assembly
AUGACAACCACCGAUCAUAGUCAGAUGAUGAAGCAAUGGCAGUUCACCAAAUCUGGAAGUCCUCGAGAUGUUUUAACAAUGGUUGAGGUACCCAUCCCAACUACGUGCGCCGAUGAUGAAGUACUUGUUCAAAUCAGUCAUGUUUCAUUGAAUUCGGCUUUCGCGCAUCGGCUUAUAGCAUAUUAUGGCGUCUUCGAUCCGGUAGGUGCAUUUAUGGGCAGACCUGGCGUGCCCGAAAAGGACUUUAGUGGAAUCAUCUGUGAUUUACGAGGCGCAAAUGUAACAGAGUUUAAUAUAGGUGAUCGAGUAUUUGGAAUCGGUCCUACGAGCUUUCGAGAGAUUGCGCAAGGGGUACUAUGUGAGUAUGCACUUGUAAAGCGUGAUCAUAUCGUCAAGGUACCUGAUAAUAUCUCACUCAAGGAUGCUGCAUGCUUUCCAAUUACAGGCUUUACCGCAUACUGUUUUUUAGUUGAAAAGGCUAAGUUGAAGAAAGGAGACAAAGUGUUCAUCAAUGGUGGAUCAGGAGCUGUUGGUGUAAUGGCAGUUCAACUAGCGCGAACAAUUGUCGGACCUACAGGUCUAGUAGUAGCAACAUGCUCUCCAAUGAAAAACGAUAUCGUUCGCAAUCUAGGCGCAGACGAAAUCAUAGAUUAUACGUCACAUGUUUUGCCGGAUUUUCUUCGAGAGCACUACGGUUCCCGUCCAUUUGACGUGAUUUUUGAUACUGUAGGUAGUGAUCAUGCACUCUACUCCAAUUCACCCAAUUAUUUGACACCCUCGGGUUCUACAGUAUGGUUGGUUACAAAGAGAAUCUUACAAUUGUUAAGCGCGAUGGUUGUACCUGUCUACCUUGGAGGUGUACCUCGUAGACAUAUAUUCGAGUCUCUCACACCUACAUCUUCGCGAAUGGUUGCUAUGGCGAAGUUAGUUGAAGAAGGAAGCAUGAAAGCUGUCAUUGAUUCUACAUACAAAUUUACAGACGUACUCGAUGCCUAUGAUAGGAUGAUGUCUCGUAAAGUAACAGGAAAAGUGGUUAUUGAGGUCAAUGAUCUUGAUAGAGUAAAUUAAUUUUUUUCUAAAUAAAAUUUAAUCCUUAUGUUUACUUCAUGAAUUGUCUUUUGCUUUGCAAUAACACACAAUUAUUCUUACGCCCGUGUUAAGAGUAUGUACAUGAAUAUUAUAUUCAUUUUUCAUUCAUAUCCAAGCUCUCAAGAACAAUUAAGUAUUCCACAUCGUAUUAUUCACCAGAUUUACAGAAUAUUCUAAUAAAAAUAUGUGGUUUAAUAUUGUUAAAUUCAAUUUGCUCCGAUGUUCAUAAUAAGUUUGCACGUGUAGAUAGUAACUAAUAGUUACUAACUAUUCGAGGAAUAGUUUUUUUUAAAUACAAAAUGUAAUAACAUUAUUCUUAUUAAAAAAAAUAUGUUUUCAAUUCUAGCUGCCGUCAUUUAUUUGUUGAACAUUAACUAAAUUACUUUAACAAUAACACUUUUUUUUUGCAUUCAUUUAACAUCAUAACAACGUAGAAUUUAAUAAAAAAAAGUAAUAUAGUUUAGCAUUCGAUGAAUAUCUUCUACCGAAAGAAAAACAACUGGUGGAUU